Molecule: messenger RNA, 1374 nt
Organism: Insectozyma verbasci
Lineage: Eukaryota; Fungi; Ascomycota; Pichiomycetes; Serinales; Debaryomycetaceae
Source: the annotation of a GenBank genome assembly
AUGUUUUUAAUAUUACUAUUUAUACUAAACUUAUGUUGUGGUCAAUUGGUUUUAUCUGAUAAUAAAUGGAUAAAUCAACAUUAUACUAGAAGUAUAGAUUUAUCAAAAGGUUUUGUUAAAGAAAUUGAUAUAAUUGAUAUUAAAAAUAUAGAUAAUAAACCCCAAGAUGUAUAUUAUUUUACAAUAAAUGAUGGAUUUGAUUCAAUUGGUUCUAUUUCAUUAUUUCAAGCUAUUUUGAAUGAAAAUCUGAUUGAGGUGGUUAGCGAAGAGAUUGAAUCAAAAAUUUAUAAAAUUAAUUUACCCUUCCCAAUUUCACCAAAUUCAAAUGUUGAAUUAAAGUUUAAUUAUAUAUAUUCAAAUACUUUAACUCCAAUUCCUGGUAAAAUUUCAUUAGAUGAUACUCAACAAUUAUUAUUUAAAACUAACAAGUUUCCAUUUUCACCGUAUGAAACAAAUGAUUAUAGUUUAUCAUUCACUGGUAUGACAAAAGGUCAAGAAAUGGAAUUACAUUUAAAUAAAACUGAAAAUUUACCAGUUUUAGAACCAAGAGUUGAAAGUAAUACAUUGAAAUAUGGUCCUGCUUUUGAUUUACCUCCAUUUAGUUUACAACCAAUGGGUUUAAUGUAUGAUCAUAAUCGUCCAUUAACAAAAGCAAAUAAUUUGUAUAGAUCAAUUUGGUUACCUGCUUCGGAUAUAAAUAAAGUUUCAAUUGAAGAAUAUUAUGAAUUAACAAAUCAAGGUGCUCAAUUAGAUAAAGGAUUUUCAAGAUUUGAUUGGAUGAAAGGUAGAUAUGAAUCAACAAGAAAUCAUUGGGCUUUAAGUCAUUUAGAAAUUCCUUUAUUAAAUAGAAAUUUAGAAGAACAUUAUUUUAUUGAUAAAGUAGGUAUGAAUUCAAAUUCGAAAUUUAUACAAAAUCAUUUAUUAUUACAACCAAGAUUUCCAUUAUUUGGAGGUUGGAAUUAUAAUUUUACUUUAGGUUGGAAUGAAGAAUUAUCAAAAUUUUUACAUCUAAAUGAAGAUUACAUUUUAAAAUUUCCAUUAUUAAAUUCUGUAAGAGAUGUUGUUUAUGAUAAUGUUUAUUUAGAAUUUUAUUUACCUGAAAGUUCAGAAUUUAAAAAUUUUUCAUCACCAAUACCUUAUGAAUCAAUAAGUGUGGAUAAUGAAUUAUCAUAUCUUGAUGUUUCAAAGGGACAUGUCAAGGUAACUGUGCAUUAUAAAAAUUUAUUUGAUAAUUUACAUAAACUUGACGUUUACUUGACUUAUAAAUAUAGUAAAACUGAUUUUUAUUUAAAAAUUGGUAAAAUAUCAGGUUUUGUUUUCAUUGGUUUAAUUAGUUACUAUUUAUUAGGAUUAGUUAAUCUUAAUAUAAAUUAA